This is a messenger RNA of Echinops telfairi (small Madagascar hedgehog), 854 nucleotides long. It is a transcript of the gene DDIT3, whose product is annotated as DNA damage inducible transcript 3. Gene Ontology annotation, molecular function: protein heterodimerization activity; DNA-binding transcription activator activity, RNA polymerase II-specific; transcription factor binding. Gene Ontology annotation, biological process: ER overload response; positive regulation of intrinsic apoptotic signaling pathway; intrinsic apoptotic signaling pathway in response to endoplasmic reticulum stress. Gene Ontology annotation, cellular component: cytoplasm; CHOP-ATF4 complex; CHOP-C/EBP complex. Bases 156 to 662 code for a protein of 168 amino acids. NCBI's taxonomy places the organism in Eukaryota, Metazoa, Chordata, Mammalia, Afrosoricida, Tenrecidae. The record is from RefSeq and is a predicted model, not a curated record. The transcript is spliced from 4 exons.
UGAGUCUGAGAGUUAGAGCAGAUCAUGUUGAAGAUGAGCGGGUGGCAGCUGCAGAGUCAAAAUCAGAUCCGAAAUCUGAGGAGAAAGUGUUCCAGGAGGAAGUGUAUCUUCAUACAUCACCACACCUGAAAGCAGAUCCUGCUCCAGCUGCAGAGAUGGAAGCUGAGUCGAUGCCUUUCCCCUUUGGGACACUGCCCAGCUGGGAGCUGGAGGCCUGGUAUGAGGACCUGCAGGAGGUCCUGUCCUCAGAUGAAAAUGGGGGGACCUAUGUCUCACCUCCUGGAAACGAGGAGGAAGCAUCCAAAACCUUCACCACUCUUGACCCUGCCUCUCUGGCUUGGCUGACUGAAGAGCCGGGACCAACAGAGGUCACAAGCACCUCCCAGAGCCCUCAGUCUCCAGAGUCCAGCCAGAGCUCCCUGGCUCAGGAAGAGGAAGAUGAAGACCCCAAAAGACCCAGGAAACGGAAGCAGAGUGGCCAGUUCCCAGCUCGGGCUGGGAAGCACCGCACAAAGGAGAAAGAACAAGAGAACGAGAAGAAAGUGGCUCAGCUUGCUGAAGAGAAUGAACGGCUCAAGCAGGAAAUUGAGCGCCUGACCAGGGAAGUAGAGGCAACUCGCCGAGCUCUGAUUGACCGGAUGGUUAACCUACAACAAACAUGAACAUCUGGGACCAUCACUUCCCCACAGUGGCUACUGACCACUUCUCACUCGUGCCAACGUGACCCGAACACCUCGUACUCAAUCCAGGGAAGGGUUUGGGUAGACAAAAAGAAGGGGUCUCAGCUUUGUAAAUAGAGAUUGUACAUUUAUUUAUUACUCUCCAGAUCCAUUAAAGUGAACCAUGUUCUCUCA